Molecule: messenger RNA, 1938 nt
Organism: Quercus lobata
Lineage: Eukaryota; Viridiplantae; Streptophyta; Magnoliopsida; Fagales; Fagaceae
Exons: 10
Coding region: 1-1938 (645 amino acids)
Molecular function (GO): zinc ion binding
Source: RefSeq, a predicted model, not a curated record
AUGUUUGAGAAGGAUAUAUUGUUCAUCUCAGCUAAACAAUUUAAAGAUGCUAUAACUGAUUAUGCAGUCCAUGGUGGGUGGGGUAUAAAAUUUGUGAAAAAUGACUUGGUGAGAGUGAGAGCCCGAUGCCAGCCAAGGUGCAAGUUUGUUGCCUACCUUGCAAAGGUGCCAAGGGAGAAGAGUUUUAGAUUGAAAACACUAAACAUGGAACACACAUGCAGUAGAAGUUAUAGAAAUCCAAGAUGCACAACAUCAUACAUUAGGAAGAAGUUAGUGAAGAGGGUUAGGAGACAGCCUGACAUAAAACUCAAGGACAUUCAGGAUGCUGUGCAUGAGAAGUAUGUGGUUAACAUAAGUACAGGCAAGGCAGCUAAGCAUGGAUUUGCAAUUGGGCUGCCAUAUUUUGAAAGAAUCUACAUCUGCCUGGAAGGUUGCAAGAAGGGCUUCUUGGCAGGGUGCAGGCCAAUCAUUGGUCUAGAUGCAUGCCAUCUAAAGACCAAGACAGGUGGUCAGCUGAUGUGUGCUAUUGGCAGAAAUCCUAAUGAUGAAUACUUCCCCUUUUUGGUGGUAGCUUCAUUGCUUGCUGAAUUAAAUGAUUGUGCUUUGCAAGGGUUAGUGAACACCUUUGUUGACAAUUGGCCACAAUACAAGUACAGGAUUUGCUGUAGACAUUUAUACAAUAAUUUGAGGAAAAAUCAUCCUAGUGUCCUUAUUAGAGACCUUUUUUGGAAAGCAACCAAGGCUACCUAUCAGCAAGCAUAUGAGAGGGCAAUGAAUGAGCUAAAGGAGGUGGAUGAAGAUGCAUUCAAAUGGCUGCUGUCUCACUCAACAACUAUCCGGGCUAGGCACAUGUUCAAAAGUGAUGGCCAGAGUGACACAGUCCUGAACAACAUGUGUGAAAGCUUCAACAACGUGAUAGUUAAGUUCAGGAGCAAACCUAUAAUCACUAUGGUGGAAUCUGAGUUGUGUCCUAAGAUAAGGAAGAGAUUGUACAAGGAGAAGUUGGCAUGUAGUAAGUGGUUAGCAUGUUGGGCUGGUCGUACGAAGUUUGAAGUGAAGAAUGGGCUGGAGAGUUUCAUUGUGGACUUGGAAGAGAAGAAGUGCAGCUGUAGGAAGUGGGACAUAAUUGGCAUACCAUGUUACCAUGUCAUUUCCUGUAUAUUUUUCAAAAGAAAAUAUGCUAAAAAGUAUGUCAAUGCUUGCUACAAAAGGACUACCUACAUUGAUUGCUAUGAACCCAUUAUAGAGCCCAUCAAUGGCCAGAAUAUGUGGAGACUUAGUGGGCUACCACCUGUGCAACCCCCUAUCAAGAGGAGACCUCCUAUUAGGCUUAAGAAGAAGAGGGCACUGGAGCCUGAUGAACCUAGAGGUCAUAGAAAAAAUAGAGGUCUAGGCAUCUUAAAACAAUGCAAGUUAUGUGGGAAAUUAGGACACAACAGGAGGAGCUGCAAGGGAGAAAUAGGAGGGAACUCCUCCUUGCCUGGGAGUGCAUCCCAAGCUAAUAGGACCACUAGGAGGGCAGCCAAGGAUGGUCAUGCAAACAGCCCAGCUGUAGGUAGUGCACAACCAGGCUCCAACGCUCAACCAGGUUCCAAUGCUCCACCCCCCACUAAUAACCAGUCCAAUCCAAGACCAAAAAGACAGAGGAAGAGAAGUGCAGUCACCACUAAGAUCUUGAAUGCAACUAGGAAUGCAGUUUGGUUUGGUUUGGUUUUCUCAACUGAAGACAUGGAGUGUGAGUUCUCUCAAGCAGGAAAGUCCAAGGAAGAAGAAGUUGAGGUCCAACAAAGCAACAAGAAGGCUAAGGAUGCGAAAGGAGCCUCGAAGUUUGGCUCUCCUCCUUCCUACAGGGAUAAGCUCGUCGAUGAGAUGCCAGGAGCCUUUGCACAGGCUUUCAAGCUGGAUAGUCACGAGUUGGACCUUCCACACCUUCGGUGA